AUGUUGGAAGGGAAAGGGCCUGGGCGGGUCACGUGGGCGGAAGGAGCAGUCGGAGCAGGCGCAGUCUCGCCCCCCCUCCGCCAGCUGGAGGCGGCCGGGGCGGUGGGGCAGCGGGAGGCGGGCCGAGACGAGAGGGGCGGGGAUAGGCGCGAGGGGUCGGGGCGGAGUCGUGUCAGCCUGGCCGCCGGCUCUUCCCGCUCCCCGCUCCCCGCUCCCCGCUCCCCGCUCCCCGCUCCCCGGGCCGCGCCUGCGCCGCCCCCGGCCGCCCCCGCGCUCCCGGCCGCCAUGGGCAGCUUCUCGGCAGCCGACUACCUGGUGUUCGCCGCGCUGCUGCUCGCGUCGGCCGCCAUCGGCGUCUACUGCGCCCUGGCAGGCGGCGGCGCGCGCAGCUCCAAGGACUUCCUGACGGGCGGCCGCAGGAUGCGCGCCGUGCCCGUGGCGCUGUCGCUCACCGCCAGCUUCAUGUCGGCCGUCACCGUGCUGGGCACGCCCGCCGAGGUCUACCGCUUCGGCGCCGUCUUCAGCGUCUUCGCGCUCACCUACCUGCUGGUGGUGGUGGCGAGCGCCGAGGUCUUCCUCCCGGUCUUCUACAGACUGGGGGUCACCAGCACUUACGAGUAUUUAGAACUUCGGUUUAACAGAUACAUCCGCCUCUGUGGAACAGUCCUCUUUAUUGUUCAAACGAUUCUGUAUACUGGAAUUGUUAUCUAUGCCCCUGCACUGGCUUUGAAUCAAGUCACAGGAUUCGAUCGGUGGGGUGCGGUGGUGGCUACGGGCGUGGUCUGCACGUUCUACUGCGCGCUGGGUGGUCUCAAAGCAGUUGUCUGGACAGAUGUUUUUCAAGUGGGCGUCAUGGUGGCUGGAUUUGCAUCUGUGAUUAUACAGGCUUCGGUAGUUCAAGGGGGCAUCGACACAAUUUUAAGUGAUGCCUACAAUGGUGGCAGAUUAAACUUCUGGAAUUUUAACCCUAACCCUUUGCAAAGACACACGUUCUGGACGAUUAUUAUAGGAGGGACCUUCACGUGGACCAGCAUCUACGGAGUCAACCAGUCGCAAGUGCAGAGAUACAUUGCCUGUAAAAAUAGAUUCCAGGCAAAACUGUCUCUCUACGUCAAUCUUCUGGGACUCUGGACCAUCCUCACCUGUUCCGUGUUUUGUGGGCUUGCCCUGUACUCCAGGUACCAUGACUGUGACCCUUGGACAGCCAAGAAGGUGUCUGCGGAAGACCAGCUCAUGCCUUAUUUGGUACUGGACAUUUUGCAAGAUUAUCCCGGAGUUCCUGGGCUUUUUGUGGCCUGUGCUUACAGUGGAACCUUAAGCACAGUGUCCUCCAGUAUUAAUGCGCUGGCUGCAGUGACCGUGGAAGAUCUCAUCAGACCUUACUUCCGGUCGCUCUCAGAGAGGUCUCUCUUCUGGAUUUCCCAAGGAAUGAGUGUGCUGUACGGAGUCCUGUGCAUCGGGAUGGCUGCACUGGCCUCACUCAUGGGAGCUCUGCUACAGGCGGCACUCAGCAUAUUUGGCAUGAUCGGAGGACCUCUCCUGGGCUUGUUCUCUUUGGGCAUUUUGGUUCCUUUCGGCAACUCAGUUGGAGCGUUUGUCGGUCUGUUGGCUGGAUUUGUCAUAUCCUUAUGGAUUGGAAUUGGAGCUCAGCUGUACCCCCCACUUCCGGAGAGAACUAUGCCGUUACACCUGUCUACUUACGGCUGCAACAGCACAUACAAUGGGACCCAUGUGACGACAGCCACAGAAAUGCCAUUUUCUACGGGUACUUUUGACAUCCACAAUGUGGAAAGGACUCCACUGAUGAAUAACUGGUAUUCUUUAUCCUAUCUGUACUUCAGCACCAUUGGGACUUUGACCACAUUGUUUGUGGGAAUGCUUCUCAGUUUAUCAACAGGAGGAAGAAAACAGAACUUAGACCCCAGAUUCUUACUAACCAAAGAGGACUUUUUAUCUAAUUUUGAUAUUUUUAAGAAAAAGGACCAUGUUUUAAGCUACAAAUCUCACCUGGUGGAAAGCGGUGGAACUGAUAACCCUGCCUUCAGCCAUGUGGAAUUGAACUUCACAGAUCCAAGCGACAAGUUCAGCGGGACUCGCCUGUGAAGUAGCUCUGAUACUAGAAGAUUUUAAACCGUGCCUUGGUUUUACAUGUUUUCUAGAAUAAUGGGAUCAGAAUUAGAUUGAUUUUCUGUCUAACGUGAGUGUUUUGGGGGCUACAUUUUUGGUAAAGUCAAGUCCUGAUUUUCUUCCCUUUCCACAGUGAUUUAUCGUGGUACUCUGGAGUUGAGUCUGAACAUCAGCAUUUUCCUCUCUCUUUUUUUCCAGUGGAGCCGCAGUUCUGACUCUAUACAUGCUGAAGGGCUAACACACACAUAUACACAGGAUACUUGGCAGUCAAAGGCAUACUCUUAAAUUUGGGCAUUAUUGACAAUGUUUUCAAUGCCUUUGGUGUUAGCAUAAAACUUUCAGCAUUUGCCAAAAUCAAAAUCAAUGUUGAAAAGAGCUUUCUCUCUCCUACCACAUACUCUGUUCUUAGGGACCAGUGAAAUGACAGCCCUGGGUUGUGGGGGUUUUGCUUCUUAUCCUGGAUCGGCUCAUAGCGUGUAAUAAUAACCUUGGGAUGGAUUCUGGAGCAGGAAGGCGGAAAUCAGGAAACAGACACAAAUGAUAAGGCCCUUUGGUAUGGAUUCUUGUGCCUUUGGCUUGUUUUCUGAGGCUCCUGGCCUUACUUGCUUAUCUUACCUAAGACUACAGUUCUUAUGUACAUUCCUAGUUUCUGAACCACAGCUUGCCUUCCUGGUUUCCCGUUUCCUCUGUUGCCCUGGGCUCCGCUAUGCCUUGAUACACCCAGUGUACACCGCCACACAGGCCUGGUUCACCAGGUCCCAGCCUGUGAAUGAUAAACUCAUGAGCCCCGUACUGAUGAGUGGAUGCUGAUGUGGGUUCUUACAGAUUCGGUGACCCACGAACAUUGUGUUUUAAAAAAAAUGAUUAAGUUCAGGGUUGGCGGUGGAGCUCAGUGGUAGAGCACUUGCCUGCCGUGUACAGGGCCCUGGAUUCCAUCAUCCUCAGCACUGAACUUCAGAAAUUAAGUUUUAUGGAGUUAGCUGUUUUUACUCAAUGCUGUUGAGUUAAACACUGGAAUGUCAACUAAUUUGUGAUCAGUUAAAUUGAUUGAUGGUUCCUAUGUUUAGAAAUCUUGAAAUUUUAGUAUAUUCACAUAGUUAAGAGGCUAAAUUAAAUACUAGGUAGUACUAUAUUUUUAAUGUACCAGACUUACUAAAUAUCUGCUUUGUUUGAUGCUUUAAAAUUUCAUAUAGCAGUCUCAAAGUUGCUUCAUUGUUUGUAUUACUAUGUUCCUAGCUAAGAGUUUAGUACAGGAUUUCAUCAAUAACUUAUUUUUUCAAUGACCACACUAGAUACUGUUUAAAAGCUUUUUAAAUUUUUAAAAAAGAUGAAAGAAAUAUUUAGAAAUAUAAAACAUACAAAUGUUUUGUAAUUCAGUAAUUUUGUGCAUAUUUUCUGAUCUAUUUUAUUUGGGAAACCAUGCUCUGUACAUAUAGAGGCAUUAAGAAAUAAAUAAAAUAAGAAGUAGCAUUUCUCUAGAGCAAGAGAUUUAUAUAGCAUUUAAAUUCACUAUAUAUUCAUGUAUUUCUUAUGUGUAUAAAUGCUCUUUUUGAUCAUUAUACUUGUAAGCAAACAUCACAUUUCGUGAAUCUUUCCACAAUAUAUUUUUUUUGGUACUGGGGAUCGAACUCAGGACCUUGCGCUUGCAAGGCAGGUAGUGCCACCACUGAGAUAAAUCCCUGGCUCCCACAAUGUUUUAAUGAGAUAUAAUCUUAUUUGUUUUAUGCUACUGUGAUUUGAACUACAGUUAUUUAUUUAAUAAUUCUAAGUGCAUUGUAGAGUGAUUCGAUUUUGGAAAUCAAAAUCAAGUUCUUUAACUUUUUCUCUUCACUGACUGCCUAGAAGUUAGGCAAUGUGUUUUUAACAAGAAAUAUAAUACUUUCAUUGGUGUUCAUUUUCCUUAAGACAAAAUACAUCUUUAUGACAAUUGAGACUAUCAGUGUUUUACAUUUACAAACAUGUAACAGUGCCGGGUAGAUUUCUUCACAAAGUGAUAUUGUUAUUAAUUAAAAAUAAUUUAUCUUAAUUUCUCAAUUUUGGGGUAAAAUAUUAUAAUGCAAAAUACAUAAGCUGCUUCUCAAUUAUUUUGAAUCACAGUAACUCAAUGGGAGAAAAAGUCACGAAAAUUGUCAAAUUUUUUUUUUGCCACUGAUGAGUUCUCUGCCUUUGAGUUGACACUUAACCUCCCCUACUGAUGGUACACAGCAUUAAGCUCUUGCCUACCCAACAAAAGUAAUGUGAGCAUAAAAGAUCAGAUUGAGCUCUUUGGCAGAAAACCACGGUAUUAACUAAAAAUAGCAUUACUAGGGCUGGGGAUUUAGCUCAGUGGUUCCGCCACCCGCCUCACAAGUGCAAGGACCCGAGUUCAAUCUCCAAUAUCAAAAAAAAAAAAAAAAAGCAUAACUAAUAUUUCCAUAAGAUUGAGAAUCAAAACCUGAGACCAAAUCCACUUUCCAACUUUUUAAAAGAUGAGCUGCUCAUAUGUUAUAAUAUAAUGAUGUAGAGUUAGAGCCUUCUCAAAAACUAUGUGCCAUAGAAAUAUUAAAUAUAUUUAGGAAUCAGCAGGAUUAUUCCAACUGAAUAAAUGUAAACUUUAAAGAAA
Molecule: messenger RNA, 4729 nt
Organism: Heterocephalus glaber (naked mole-rat)
Lineage: Eukaryota; Metazoa; Chordata; Mammalia; Rodentia; Bathyergidae
Gene: Slc5a8
Product: solute carrier family 5 member 8
Biological process (GO): propanoate transmembrane transport; sodium ion transport
Cellular component (GO): extracellular exosome; membrane
Molecular function (GO): organic acid:sodium symporter activity
Source: RefSeq, a predicted model, not a curated record